GAACCCAUUGGAUCACGUGCUUUUUCUCACCUCUCUUUAACACCAUACACACACCUAUCUCGCCGGCUUACAAACUGUCGGAGAACGAUGCCAUGACUGCGGAGCUGUAAGAAUCGCGGCGGUAUACGUUGCCAAGAGCUCGAGCGGACAACAUGAACCUGUUGUGAGUUAAUAAGCCAUGAGGUGUUAUUUUUAGUUUCCACUGGCACAUGAUCCUCAAAUAUAGGGCGAAAACCAUACUGUUCCUUUUCACUCUGGAGGCUGUAAGUGCUUUAGAGGCCAAUCUCACAUCGUGGCGACAUCACAGAAGGCAAAAACGGUUCCUGAUUUAUCAGAAUGGCGGGGUAGUCAAGUUUGUUUCGGGAUGUGCAUUUCCGGUUCCGUUUAUGGAGAAAAAGGCGUGGCGCCAGUUGGUUUGGCUGAUGAACUUUCACUAUCAGUUCAACGAGCCACAAACUCCAAUCUACUGGUGGAAACUGUGGGAUGGCUCCCGAAAUCUUAAGGGACCCUUGACCCACCCAGCUCCUCCAUCGGUUCCAGCUCGCCUUUUGGUGGAUGAGCCUCAACUGCUGCUUUUCAAGUUCGCCGAGGCCUAUAUGAACCAGUUGGGUCAAAAUGGUAGUGCCUGUCUGGAACGUCUGAUCUGCGAGAAUGGUCAGGUGGAUGAGCAUAGUGGACUUUACGCCCAACUGCUCCACAGGUUGUUAAGACCUCAUCGCACGCUGGACGUGAGGUAUUUGGAUGCCUACAGGAUGGGUCGCCAUGGCGUUGACUGCCGAAAUACGUUUCCAGAGGCCCAUCAUUGCGUUUUGGAUGACUACAUACACCUCCAUGAGCGAGGACCGAAACAGAGUUUUCUUUAGCCGUAGAAUUCGAUUUCUCUUUGGACACAUGGCGCUGGCUGUCAGUAGUUCGAUAACAUUUACAUGACAUGUACAAAACUAAUUAAUGAUAAUUAAAUGUAAUAACUGAAUAAUUAUAUACAGCGACUUCAUCUCAA
Messenger RNA from Drosophila sechellia, 1000 nucleotides. RefSeq lists its product as uncharacterized. The record is from RefSeq and is a predicted model, not a curated record. The transcript has 3 exons. Lineage: Eukaryota; Metazoa; Arthropoda; Insecta; Diptera; Drosophilidae. Bases 210 to 863 code for a protein of 217 amino acids.